AUGAUGGAUAGCUCCGAAAUUUCCCUUGAACAUGCCCUCAACGCAACCAAUGCGCUGUAUCUCCGGAGUCUGAGCAAACCUAAUGUGGUGGAGUUACCACCUGGGGUUGUAAAACCAUCAGACUUGCCCUUGGAGAUUGUGAAGGAUGAUGCGAAAGUCAAGCAUGUCUUUGAUGUGAUUGGUGAGGUAGAUUUCCCUGAGGCAAAGCGCAAUGAGGUCACAAACGCUUGCGUGGAAGGUAGGUUUCAUGACUUGCCAGAACCCUUUUGCCUGAAAAACUCGCCGGGUAUGCAGUUUGAAUAUCAACUUGUCGCAUUGCCUGCUCCGAAUCGAAAGCACUUUGUCUUGAAGCAUGUGAUCUUCCCUUGUCUUGUCAAGACCGACUUCGUCAAGUCCCUUUGUUAUGGUGAAUGUCAUGGAGUGAUGUGGCAUGGCAAUGCGAAAAACACCAAAAAGGCACUCCACUACAUGAUGGAAAAAAUGGGAGGUUUUCAAGUCCAAAUGUAUUCCCUUCAACCAGCAGGUGGAAACAGCGCAGAGGGCAAGGUGAACUUCUACACUGGGCUUAAUGAUGAUGAUAUCGAUGCAGGCUUCGACUACAUCGAAAAACAUGGUCCCCGCACCCACCACAGCAACACACAGUUGCGUUGGAUCUCAAAGCAGUUUAUUUCAGAGGACAGCCCAGUUAGCAAAUGGCCGGAACGUCUGAUCAAAGAGGCCUUGCGCAACCUCAUGAAUGAUGGUGUUUUGGCCUUACCUGUUCAUGACUUUCCUCUUACCUUGGUUGAUGUUGAGCCUGGAGUCCUGAUGAUCUUGGAGAAGCUCUUCCCUUCUUUCACUGACAAAGCUCUUGGUAUGCAUGGAUUCCGUGAAGCCAGUGAAUUUGAUUUCUUUAGAGGUGAGGCUGGUCGUCCAGAGCGUCCAGACAUUUUUGAUGAUGGGUCAUUGCCAGAACAACCCAUGAGAAAGUUGAAGGGCUUUUGCGAUGUAGGAAACACAGUCCUCACCAAAGAGCGGUGGGGUGCUGCAAAGUUCCCCCAGGGCCAACCCCGCCUUUACAUCUCCAAUGAUGUUGAUCUUAGCGCCGAACCAUCCGGUAGAUCCAUGGUGAUCACCCACAUUCAAUUCAUGCAGAUGCUUGAGCCAGCUUGGAUGAAAGGGUCUUGUUUGAGUGACAUCAAGGCUGUGCUCAAACGAACUUGCAUCAUCAUCAUCACAGACAGUUUCAUCUACUACAGGCCUGCUACAGAGGCAGAGGUUUGUGUAGAAUGUAUCAAGCUCAAUGAUGCCAAGUCCUUGCUUCGUAGGUCUGGUGGGGUGAAGUACAUGGCCUAUAGGAAAGGAAACCGUGAUCUUUCUGAAGACCAUCACAAACAUCUUCAGUGGGAAGAAGCCUGGAUGAGGAGCAUCAUGGACAACAAAGGUGAAAACAAACCGCCUAUGCCCACAGAAACUUCCAUCACUUCUCCUUUCUCAGGCAAGACCAAUGUUUCUAUCCAAGUUCAUCUUGAAGAAUCUGGCCCCGCACCAGCCAUCAAACGAGAAAGCUCCUUCUUUCGCCAGACUUUGCGUGAUGGCAUCCCUGGUGCUUGCAUUGACUUGGACAUGUCCCCUCCCAAGAAGGCAAGAAAGGUCCCAGAAUCCUUGCCCGCUAUCAAGGAGGAAACUCACGCAACCGCAACCAGACCAAUGAACUAUGGCCUCAUUGAUCUAGUGUCUGAAGAUGAGGAUGAACCUCCCACCAAUCCCCCUUGGAGAUUGCAGGUAGUGGUAGAAACAAAAAGGUGCCCUCAGUGCAAAAUGAUCUAUGGACCAAACUUCCGCAACCGCGAUGUGCAAUUGAUCAACACAACCAAGAUCUCGGACAUGGCCUUGGACGAAGUUUUGUUCAUCAACAUGAAGGUUGGCUUCACAAUCAGGUUCUUGAAGUACCAUGCCUACUUGUUCUUUAGAUGUUGCAGCACUGGUAGGGGAGUUCACUUUGCAUAUGAACAAACCUUCUUCGACAAUCUUGCUGAUGAGACCCCUCCUCUCCACACAAAGUUCCGAGAACUCUACUAUGAUGGGCUCUUCUACUACAUGGUGGGUUUGGAAUGGGAAGUGCUUGGCAAACACACAAGCAUAGUUAUUGGGAAAGAAAUCGACGAAAGCACCUUGAUGACAUAUGAUGCUCAUUGCCAUGAACAUCUCCUACCUCCCUUGCGCCCCAAGAAAGUCAGCGGUGUGGUUGCAGAUGGUCAUCACAAAGUCUUAGUGAAAACGUGUGGAAACCAAACUCCAACAAACAAGAAUCGCGUUGGUCGACCCCGUGAUGAUGGCAAUCAAAAACGUGGUCAUGGUCAUGGUUGGUUCAUGGUGGUUGACCCAGUCUCAGGCCGAAUCCUUGGAGUCACUAGUCAAGAUGAACCUGAAGGAAACAAAGUUGUCACACAGUCCUUGCUGAAAAUCUUGCCCCAGUACCCCAACAUUGAUCUCCUUGUCAUGGACCGAGCCUGCCACUACAUGCCAUCGGCUGUCAAGACACCAGGACUGGAGCAGCUGAAGUACUUUAGUUUGGACAGGUUCCACUCUUAUGGUCACACCAAGAACUGCCCAUGCAACCCCCGAUCCAAGACCCGCCUCAAGAAACGCAUCAAGAACUUGAACACCUCCAUAGCUGAGCAAACCUUUUCUUGGUUUAGAGGAUACAGCAAAGUCUUGAAUGACAUGCGUCCCCUUCGGCAUCGAUUUGCAGUACUCUUGUUCUGCAAACAGCACAAUGAUCUGGUAGCUUGCAGUGACACGUACCACCUCAACCAGUACAAGGUCUACAAGGGCAAAGGAGCAACCAAACCGUAUGCUUGCAACAAAGUGAAGGGCAAGAAAACUAUGAAACCAGGAUCAAUGAAGGUCUUGCGUUGUUACAUGCAACACGGCCUCAGUGCGGUGCCCGUGAGCGUCAGUCAGAAGGUCAUUGAAGGUCUACCGUGCGUGUCCUCCCUGAAAGACUUGGGACGCGAUGCUUGUGACUACGGCGUGUCCGUCAUCACUCCUCCCAAGGUGACCCUGCAACUCCUGGAUGUCAUCAGCGAGUUGAAGAUCCAACGUCUCUGGCUUCAACCGGGCUCCGAGUCACAGGAGGUCUUGCAACGAGCUGCAGAACUAGAACUAGGCCUCAUUCAUUCGGGGCCGUGCGUACUGGUCGAGUUGGGCUUCAAUCCGCAGUGGUCUCCACCACAGGCAGUGGCUGAGGGUGAAGCAGCUGAGGGUCGCGUGCAGUGGCGCUUAGACGAACAGCAGGUCUUCACCUUGACCCUGUCGUCCCCGAAGACGCGCAAUGCCUUGAGCCGACCAGUCCUGGAUGCUUUGCAGCAGAUCCUGAGCGAUUUGCCACGCACCACUCGAGUUCUACUGCUCCAGUCGCAGGGCUCGGUCUUCAGCUCGGGCCACGACUUCGGCGACUUCGACGAGGCGUUAGGCACAGAGACGCACCGAAGAACGCUGAAGCUCUGCUCCCAGGUGAACAUGUUGCUACAGCAGAUUCCGCAGCCCACCAUUGCCGUGGUUCAGGGCUUGGCCACGGCAGCUGGAUGUCAACUCGCGUGUUCCUGCGAUUUGGUUUUGGCCGCCGACAGCGCUGCCUUUCAACUGCCCGGCGCUGCCAAUGGCGGCUUCUGUCAUACUCCAGCAGUGUCAUUGGGCAUGCGGGUGCCUCCAAACCUCGUGGCAGAGAUGGCUUUCUUGGCUGAGAAGGUGUCAGCUGAACGGGCCGAGCGGACAGGUUUGGUGAAUCGUGUGAUUCCCAGAGUCAAGCUCUACAGUGAGGCCCGGCGCUUGGCCGAGAAGUUGGCUUCCGCCGAUCCUGUGCAAAUCCAGCGAGGGAAAGAAGUCCUCUACCAGCAGAUCUCCAAGCCCAACCUGGCGGAGAAAUAUCAAGCGGCUGAGCCCGCAAUGCUGGAGAUGUUUGCUACUCCUGCCAGUCAAGAGAUGGUCCGGAAGUUCAAACGCUGA
Molecule: messenger RNA, 3990 nt
Organism: Cladocopium goreaui
Lineage: Eukaryota; Dinophyceae; Suessiales; Symbiodiniaceae
Source: the annotation of a GenBank genome assembly